CAGGAUUUGCAUGCAGAGUAUUCUUGGAAAAACAGUGACUGUUUUCAAUGUUGCAAUAACUUACUGCUAAUCAAAACUGCAAAAUGAGUUCCUCUGAGGGGAAGACCAUUACCGUUAUUGGCAGGCACCAUUUCUGUACAAUCCUGAAGGAUGUUGAGGGCACAAAAAAAAUGUCUGCUCUGUCACUGUUGAACCUUACCACCCUUUUUUGGGGAAUUUGAGCCAGAAAAGUCUUGUCAUACAACACGGUUUACAUUUUAACUUCAUUAUGGUUUAUGAUUAAAUUAACAUGUGUUCGUUCACCUUUGGACUGACCCCCAAAAUCGAGGAUCACUCCUAUUAUAUGAUAUAUAUACUAAUAUAUAUCAUGUUAUAAUAAUUUAGUCAUACAUUUGCAAUUUAGCAGGUGCUUUUAUCCAAAGCAAUUUACAUAGUGCAAUGGGUGGCCCCAGAGGGAAUCAAACCCACCACCCUGGUGUUGCAAGCGCCAUGCUCUAACAACUGAGCCAUACUGGACUAUUUGGUCGUUAGGGAUUUAAUUUCUCAUCAAAAGCAUGUAGCCAUUCUGGGGCAAUCCAAAUUUCCCUCUGGGGACAGUAAAGAUUGAUUGAUUGAUAAAUGUUGGCUCUGUUGUUCUGUGUGUAUUUCAGUGGGCUGAUUGGGCGCUCCUGGGCCAUGGUGUUUAUAAGUGGGGGCUACAGAGUGAAGAUCUAUGACAACCAGCCAGGCCAGGCUGCCAGGGCCAUCCAGGAGGUCAGGAAACAGCUUGAGGAUCUGCAGGAAGAGUGCAUGCUGAGGGGGGAUCGAAGUGCCUCAGAGCAGCUAGCCCUACUGAGCAGCCACAAUGACCUCUGCCAGGCACUAGAGGGAGCCUUCUUCGUCCAGGAGUGUGUGUUUGAGGAGAUCGAGGCCAAGCGGAGUGUCUUCCAGGCGGUGGAGAGUCAUGUGGGAGAGGGGGUGAUCUUCAGUAGCUCCACCUCCUGCCUGUUGCCUAGCAACAUCUUCUCCCAGGUCCAGAACCAGAAGCGCUGCAUCAUAUCUCACCCGGUGAACCCGCCCUACUACGUGCGUCUGGUGGAGCUGGUGCCACACCCAGAGACGUUGGCGGAGGUGAUGGACACCACCCACGCCCUGAUGACUGCCGUGGGCCAGGCUCCCGUCAGGCUGAAGAAAGAGAUUGACGGCUUCGCCCUAAACCGUGUGCAGUACGCCAUCAUCGCCGAGUCCUGGAGGCUGGUCAAGGACGGUGUCAUUUCAGUCAAGGACAUUGACCUGGUGAUGUCAGAGGGGCUGGGAAUGCGUUACGCUUUUAUUGGUCCCAUGGAAACCAUGCACCUCAACGCACCUGAAGGUCUGGAGGAAUAUCUCCAGCGCUACAGAGAGGGCAUGAAGAGGGUUCUGAACGCCUUUGGACCUGUUCCCGAAUUCUCUGGGGAGGCAGCCGAGCGCAUCAACAAAGAGAUGUGUGAGCUGAUCCCAGCUGACCAGCAGCACCUGUCUGCCAGGAGAGAGAGAAGGGACCAGCUUCUCAUGGGCCUGGCCAAGCUCAAGAAGUGACCCCAGGACUAUCACCACCACUGAUGAACAGGGUGGGCUGAGGUCUGGGACUCUGCUGUCCAUCACUCAGCCAAAUAGCAUGGUGAUGAGGAUGAUCUGAUCUCUCAGUAGGGCCUACACUGGGGAUGUUACUGAAUACUGUAGCCCUGAGUCCUCACACACAAUCAAUCAACCAAUCUGGGAUGUUACUGUAGCCCUCACACACAAUAAACCAAUCUAGGGAUUGAUUAUCAUGCCAUCUCAGAAAUCUAACCACCACAUGUUUUAUGCAAUCAACACGUUGAUCAGACAAGGAAAUUAUUGGUUUGGUCAUACCACAAUGGCUUCUUGAAUUAUGAAUAUGAAAUGUUAAUGUGAAAACCUUAUGGGAGAUUUUUUUAUUAAAAUGUUGAGAUUGUCA
Molecule: messenger RNA, 1957 nt
Organism: Salvelinus namaycush (lake trout)
Lineage: Eukaryota; Metazoa; Chordata; Actinopteri; Salmoniformes; Salmonidae
Gene: cryl1
Product: crystallin, lambda 1
Exons: 8
Coding region: 619-1557 (312 amino acids)
Biological process (GO): fatty acid metabolic process
Molecular function (GO): NAD+ binding; L-gulonate 3-dehydrogenase activity
Source: RefSeq, a predicted model, not a curated record